Esox lucius (northern pike) is the source of this 8977-nucleotide messenger RNA. It is a transcript of the gene arhgap33, whose product is annotated as Rho GTPase activating protein 33. Gene Ontology annotation, biological process: small GTPase-mediated signal transduction. Gene Ontology annotation, molecular function: protein binding; GTPase activator activity; phosphatidylinositol binding. The transcript has 25 exons. The coding region runs from base 1144 to 6810 and encodes 1888 amino acids. The record is from RefSeq and is a predicted model, not a curated record. Gene Ontology annotation, cellular component: nucleoplasm; cell cortex; actin cytoskeleton. Lineage: Eukaryota; Metazoa; Chordata; Actinopteri; Esociformes; Esocidae.
ACCAUUUGCAUAUUGUCCUACACCUCAUUUGUUGGAAAUAGCGUAUUAGGAUGUCUAAAACAUUUGAAGACGUAAUUGAAACGCAGGAAAAUGCACCAACCAACAUGCUGAAUAGAUUUGAUUUAAACUCGAAAGCUUAAAAGAAAUCACAGAACCUUUUAUCUGUUCUACCAUCGACUCGUUUUCUGGAGCUGGGUUCAAUAGCUUGGUCCAGCUGAGUCUUCACUGGAUCUGUAUUCACACAAUAGGGGCGCAUUAUAGCAUUGCUAUGAGAGUGUGAUUGGCUGAUCUAUACAAAUAGAUUAUUCGUUAUUGUUGGUGUUGUCGAAUAUUUUUCUUCACGGUUUGCAAGAGUAUUUCACGUUUUGUUGAGGUUUCAUGUAAUACGCAUGUCCCCGAUGGGGUGAGUUUUGGUAUCAGCGGCUAGACAAUGCCUAUCUACAUUUGAACCACACGUGUUGAACCCUCAUUGACUGAAAGUAAACGAAGGCAAUGAAUAUACAGUAUAUUGCUAGCUUACUGUAAUGUAGAUAAGGCGAUUUUUGAACAAUGACCUGUUAUCCUCGCAUCUCGCAUUGGAAAAUUAUAUUGUCAAUAAUGCGAAUACAGUUGUCAGAAUUUUCAGGAAUAUCUAGCUGAAAAUAUAGGUAUUUGCAGAGAUCUAGCUUGCUACAUUUUUCCAACCCUUGCGCUCGGCGUCCCUCCUCCCAGCCCUCAUGACUUGGUGGGGCUAGCGGUGUGACGCCGUGGUUUGGUCUUCAGUAUUUUGUCGUGUCUGAUUCGUCUACUAUCUACUUUGGUUAGUUAGCUAGUAAUGAUGCUGGGCUAUUUUCUAAAUACGAGGUAACUUAUUGGCAUAGCUUAAUAACGCUAAAGCUGAACAAUUUAACCAAUGAAUGACGCUACAUCAAAGAUCCAUUUGAGCUGGUGUGAUUGGAUUUGACGACGGAGUCUCUCCGACCCUAUCCUCAGAAUCUGGAUAUCGGAAUGGUGUAUCGUGACCCCAGUGGGUUGGGAAAUGCACUACGCUUAUACGUGCUAUGAGCCGGACAGUCAUGUCUGGCUCGGAGCACCGAUAAUCUGGACACUUCAGGGGAGCCCGCUACCCGCUCUGUGGGCACUACUGCUAACUUAAAGGGGAAGAUGAACAAGAGGCUGUCUGUUGUGAAAGGCCACUUCCCCAAGCUCGUUGACUGUGCACACUUCCACUAUGAAAACGUUGAGUUUGGCUCCAUUGAGUUGCAGUUUGCAAACGAGCAGAACGAUGCCUGCUGGAACUCUCUCUCUGCCAAAGACCUGGUUUUCCUGGUGCAUGUGUCCUGCCAGGGUAAGAUGUGGAUGGUGCGACGCUCCUACGAGGAGUUUUGUACGCUGGACGCUCACCUCCAUCAGUGUAUCUACGACCGCCGCUACUCCCAGCUGCUUCCCCUGCCCCCCCUCAGCGAGAUUGGGGACCGGGUCGAGAUCUUCACCCCGCUGCUGUCAGAGUACUUGAGCCGCCUCUCCAUGAUCGUUGACAACAAGCUUAACUGUGGACCUGUGCUCACUUGGAUGGAGAUUGACAACCGUGGGAAUAGGUUCCUGCUGAAAGAGGAAGCUUCACUCAACGUUCCCGCCAUUGCUGCAGCGCAUGUCAUCAAGCGCUACACAGCACAGGCCAGCGAUGAGAUCUCCAUUGAGGUGGGAGAUAUACUUUCUGUGAUUGACAUGCCUCCCAAAGAGGACACCAGCUGGUGGAGGGGGAAGCAUGGCUUUCAGGUGGGCUUCUUCCCCAGUGAGUGUGUGGAGCUUAUCAACGAGAAGUUGUCUCAGCCAGCCUGUAAAACUGAUGGUGAUCCAGCCAAUUCCAACACCAGUGCCCCUGGACCGCCGUCUCCAACAUCAGUUUCUAAGAAACACGGUAAACUGAUGGGGUUCCUUCGCACCUUCAUGAAGUCCAGGCCCACCAAGCAGAAGCUCAAACAGAGAGGCAUCCUAAAAGAAAGAGUGUUCGGCUGCGACCUGGGGGAGCACCUCCUUAACUCAGGACUGGAUGUUCCACAGGUUCUGAAGAGCUGCUCAGAGUUCAUUGAGAAACAUGGUGUGGUGGACGGCAUUUACAGACACUCUGGAGUCUCCUCUAACAUUCAGAAACUUAGACAUGAAUUUGACAGUGAGAACAUCCCAGACCUGACCAAGGAUAUGUACAUGCAGGACAUCCACUGUGUGGGCUCUCUGUGUAAGCUCUACUUCAGAGAGCUACCCAACCCUCUGCUCACCUACCAGCUGUACGACAAGUUUGCUGACUGUAUGGGAGAGAUGACGGACGAUGAGCGCAUGGUGAAAGUACAUGAUGUCAUCCAGCAACUCCCACCCCCCCACUACAGGACACUGGAGUACCUCAUCAGACACUUGGCUCGUCUGGCGACCUGCAGCGGGGAGACCAACAUGCACAUAAAGAACCUGGCUAUCGUUUGGGCCCCUAACCUGCUCAGGUCUAUGGAGAUUGAGUCGAUGGGUCUGACUGGUGCUGACCCGUUUAAGGAGGUGCGAAUCCAGUCUGUGGUGGUGGAGUUUCUCCUUAGUCACGUGGAUGUGCUCUUCAGUGACUCCUUUACCUCAGUAGGACGCUUCACAGGCACAGAGGAUUCCUUUGAGACAGGACAAGCAGGGCGACACUCUCUGACCAGGCCCAAGUCCUUUGUGUCCACAAGGCUGCUCUCCCUAGAAGAGGCCCAGGCCAGGACACAAGCUCCUCUGCUCCUCCAGGAGGCAUCACUCCAGUUCCAGGGCAAGUUCCACACUGUGCUGGACCUACCUGUAGACAGAAGAAAGAGGGGGAUGAAGGUGAGGAAGGCAGCCGGAGGGAGCUGGAAAACGUUUUUUGCAAUUGGGAAGACCCCAGGGGCAGGGCGCCGUAAACCAAUGAGGAUCAGCUCCCUGUUCCAGCCCACCACCUCACACGCAGAUCUCCCUGUCUAUCUCUCUCUGGCUGUCUGUAUUCCCCUCUCUUCUUUCUCUCUCGCAUUUGUUUCUCCUGCAGGUUGCCGUGUUGACAGUGUGACCCUGCGUUCAGCCAAGAGUGAGGAAUCCUUAUCGUCCCAGCACAGUGGUGCAGGUCAGUCAAAGCACCUGCGGAGGCCUCGCUCCAGCAGUGAUGGUCUGUCUCUGGCUGCCUCCAUGGAUCCACUACGCCCCCCGUCCCGUCUGCCCUCCAGCCGUUCUUAUGACAGCCUGCUCCCCGAGGACCGCCACCCACAGCCUGGUAAUGAUGAUGAGGACGAUGAUGACGAGGAAGGUGUCUACAUGCUGCCUGACUUCUCAAACCAAGACCAGGCUGCCUCCUGGAUGGCCGAGGAUGUCAUUGACUUCAGCCCCACCUUCCUGGAGGACGGGCCAAUUGGGUUGGGUGGCUGCGCGGUUGCAGCGGGUGGCAGGGAGUCCCCACCCACUGGCACACCGCCUCCUUACCGCUGCCUCAGUCACCACGGACAUGCCCAUUCCAGCAGCCAGCGUUCAAUCACAGAGGAUCCUGACUCGGUACUCAACCAAUCUGACGCUGCUGUCAGGAGGAGUCUGAUCAUUGCAGCCACAGCCCCGCCCCUACAGGUGUUCUGUCAGCACAGACUGGCCAAUACCGGCUCAUCUGCAGGCCAUUCAGGGGAGGGUGCCAACCAGAGCCCCUCCAGUGGUCAAAGCCAGGGCCAGCCUACUACACCUGUUGCGGCUGCCUCCUCUUCUCAGCCCCCGCUAGAGAAAAGAUCUUUCACUCGGAAGAUGGUGAACGCCUUCUCACAAAAGGCUCCUAAGUCACCUCCACUGGACAUCUCUGACCCUGUGUCCAUCAGCGUCCCAGCUAAGGUGCUGGACAUGAUUGGCGGACGAGCCGGGGAAUUACAGCAAGCAGUGGCCGGCACACCGAGCAGUGUGCCCUCCCAAUCCCAGCCUCCUCAGAUGAUCUCCAUGCUGCUCAGGUCAUGUGACUUCCAGCUGACAGAGAGCUGUCAGCAGGAGAUUCGCAGCAAACUGGGCCCUGAAGCCAAGACCAGAGGACUGGGACUCAGCGGUUCUGCCCUGCCAUCCCAGGCUCCCCCUCCCCCUCCUAAAAAUCCAGCACGCCUCAUGGCCUUGGCCCUGGCUGAGAGUGCCCACAAGGCCCUACGACAGGGUGCCUCGCCCCCCUACCGCCCCCCUCAGUCACGGCCCCAGGACACAGCCGAAACCCGCUGUCAAAGGUCCCUGUCUGCCGAUGCAGGAGAGCUGCUGUCCUCUGAUCCCAACCAGCUGUAUUCCACAGUUCGCCCAUUAUCUGUGUGGAUGACUGAGGGAAAAACAACAGAGACCGCAUUAGAUACAGGACAUGGCCAAGGAGAGACUGUUCCAGGACAGGACACAGGGUCCAUAUCCUCUGAGACAUCUGUGUCUGACACAGUGCUGUCCAACUCGGAGCAGUCCGCUGGGAACUCGUCUGGGGACGAACUGACACCUAGCCCUAUCUACAAGAACCAGAAACAGCUGCCCCACACCGAAGCACAGCCUCCUAAACCUGAUUUACCUGGGGAGAGACCCCAUCCCUCUGACACUGAGAGGAAGCCUCCAGCCUACUCCCGGCAGUUCUCUGCCCCUCACCUCCAACAGAAAUCCAGCGUAACUUCUACCCAGUCGAAACCCUCCUUUGUUCACCCUAACUCCCAUCUCCAACACUCCAAGUCAGAGAGCUCCCCCCUGGCUCAGGUCCGUGCCUUACAGCCCACCCGCCCCAAAGUCCCCCCUAAACCCCUGGAUCUGGAGCGCCCCCAUAGAGCACCUUUGGCCAAAACUGAGAUGCGUCGCUCCCUGGACUCAGGGCGCAUUCGGAGGAUCUUUGGUCAACAGGGUCCACAAGGGAACCCUCCUCUGGCCAGAGCCUUCUCAGAGCGCCUGAGUGGAGCACCAGAUCAUCUUGUCCGCUACCACGCAGCCAAGGCUGCCAGCCAACCAGUGCCAGGACAGCAGCCUCAUCAGGCCCAAAUCCGUCCUGUGCCCCUCUCCUCCACCUCAGAGGACCAAGGGAAAAGUGAGAACUUCUACUACGAGAUUGCUGGGCCUGAGAACCCACAGGGCCCCCCCAGCUACGCCCGUCACAGCUACCAGAACAUGAGGCUGGACCUGGACGGUAACCUCCGCCAGGCUUCCAACCCAGAAGCCAACCAAAGGCCAAUUUCCAGGGGGCACCACCAGCAUCAACCUCAGCCUAUCCACCACAACCAGAGUGGGUCCAAGGGGGAGAGGGGCCCUCAGCUCUGGUCAUCAGAGGCCACGCGGGCCUGGGCAGCCGCUCACUCCCAGUCCCACUCCAUCUGCCACUCUCACCAUUACUCCCAGGACAACUCCCCCCACCACCAUCUCCCCUCUCAUCUCCGGUCCCAACGCCAGUCCUCCUCAGUCAGGCUGGCUCGUAGCGAGAUGCACCCCCUCUCAUCCUCCUCGAUGGUUCCGCUGGCGCUCCAUCAGCACCAGCGCAGCCUUCACCGCUCCAACAGGUCACCCUCCAAUGACCAUACCGCCUCUCUACUGCACCCUUACUUUGAGAACGGGAAGGUGUGCUAUCGCAAGCCAGAGGAGGGUCCCCCGAGUCAGAGUCAGCCUCUACAGGGCCAGCCGCCUCAGCGCUCCCCUCCCCAGGCCCUCAGACAGAACUCAUCGGAGCCCAUCUAUGUCAACUUCCCCUUCACUAGCCCCUCCACUGCUGCCAACAGUACGAAGAGCUGGACUACCACAGACCUAGACGGAGACCCUCCGCGAGGUGAAUCCGUGGCCCCGCUUACCAAUCCCCCUCCUCCCGAGGACCAGACACCGUGUUCCCCCUGCUUGGCCCCUGAACCGGGAGGCUCUACCUGCAUCGGCCUCAGCCCUUCCACUCCAGACAGCCCAGCCGCUUGCGAAAAACCAUCAGCAACGACCCCCGGGAGCGACCUGGAGAGCGACUGCCUCCCGGUGCCGUCAGCAUCCACAUCCGCAGGGGCCCACUUCCACAGCCGCUCAGACCCCUACAGCUGCAGCACGAAGCCCAUCCAGGGCCUGUCGGGGAAGGAGAUUGCCUCCCUUUUGAUAGAGAAGCUAGAUGAGGAGGAGAAAGGGGAGGGUCCUUCCACUGUCACCUCCUCCGCCUCAACAAACUCCUCCCCAACCAUGGAGCACCCCCCCAACCCCUACCCCAGCCAGCAUCACAACCAGCCCCCGCCAGCCUACAAUGUCUACACGCCGGGUCCCUCCCGGAGCAGGGCCUCUCAGAGCGUUGGGUCAAGUGGCUACCAACGCCAAGACCUACUCCGGAGGUCCACAUCGGGGGGCCAAUACAGGCAGGCCUUUGACGUCAUGCCCUCAGGCGAUCAGGUGCUGAAAUACUACCGGACCCAAGACUUCCCACCAGGACCCGCGGGAGAGCGCCAAAGUGCUGGUGCCAACCCCUAUCCCCCGCGGGAGCACUACCAGGAGGCCAUCUACCACAACCGGAGCCCCCAGGAACCCCACUCCUCUGACUACCCCAGCCAGCCCCUGUCUGACCCCUCCACCUCGCCUCCUGCUGCCUUCUCUACCCUGAUGCUGGGAGACCCAAGGCCCUACCCCAGUCAGCCAGGAGGCGUUCAGUACAACCAGCAUCCCUUCCCGCAUGGUCUGGCGUUGGGCCAAUACCCUAACCCUCCCCCCCGCCGAGACAUGAUUCAUGAGCCGGUGCUGCGGCCACCGGCCCUGCGGAACCAGAGAGGGCUGGCGCGGCAGGGCAGCUUACCUGGACCAUCUCCCAACUGGACCAUCCACACUGAGGGCCAGACACGUAGCUACUGCUGAGGAGCACAAGGGACCUUCUAGUAUUUUACAAUACAUACCUUACAUUUAAAAGAGAGAGAAGACAUGGGGAGAGACCAGUGUUAAACUCACAUGGUCCACAGAGCGAGUAAGUCAAUAGAUAGCCUUAGGGGCAAUAAUGUAUGUCUUGUUUAGACAUGGGACCAAUGGCAAGGCAUUCUAGGGUAGCUAGACAUACUGUCCAAAUUCCUGUUAGAGCAUUCUCUGGGGCCUGUCAGCACUGCAAAUCUGCCACCAAUGAACCAAUUGCAGAAAGGGGACUAUGAUCAGAGGCAUAGAAGUGAAUCAAAGAGAGAAACCGAAAAGUGUCUUUCGAUUUGAAAACAUUCCUGAACAGACUGCUGUUGAGUGACAAAUAGCUGCUGUACUUUUUAACAGAGCGUCCAUGUUCUGCAAAGUGGUGGUUGUUUGCUUGGCUGUGGGUAUGGUCCAAUUAGAUUUGUUUUUGUUUAUUGUAAGGUUGUAGGGCAGAGAGAAGACUACACAGGGAAGUAACCACAGUCUUUUUUUCUUUUUUCUUUAAAUUAAUUUUGUAAGAACAAAAGUUUGUUUCAGUGGAUUUCAUAAGCUUGAUUUAAAUUAACAGCUGUGUUGCUGAUUUUUUUUUAAUUGAUUUUAUUAUUUAUUUAGUGUUUAGUUUGAAUGCAUGUAAUAUAUAGCUUCAGAUGAUGUAUCAUUUGUUUUGAUUUUAUCCCAGGAUUGAGUGUAUGAAUGUUUGAAUGCAUGUACAGAUUACAUUAAUUUCUCAUGGUGAGUUAGAAAGCACAUAUUUCAGCAAAUGAAACUGAAUCAAAACACUGCCUUCUGUUACAAGAGAAACUGUUUUUCAGACAGUACUUAGUUGUUUUAGGAUUCGUGGUACUAGACUAUUUUGCGUUGUCAUUCUGAAUGCAGGGUGUGUGUUUGUCCGCCUCUGUCUGACUGACGGAUUGCAGAGAGAUAGUACUGUGUUAUCUAAUGUACUUAUCCUUGAAGGAUGUUUUUGUACAUGUUAAAGUCUAUGCUUUUAUUCAAAGCAAUGUACUGUUUUUAUAAUACAAUCCACUCACACUCAUCCUCACUUGUUUUUCUGUAUACAUUGUAGUUGAGUGCAACAGAAUCAACUCAGAAAUCUUCACCUUCAUUUUGGGAUUUGUACUGUCUGCCUCUAUGCAACAAAUCCUUGGCAUAUAGAAGCCAUUACGAAGAUGUUGAUGCGAUGGAUGAGGUGGAGGCAGAGACCACAUACAGUAUAUGUCAUUAUCAUUCCAUGUACAAAUCACUUUGUCUUAAUUCUGUUAUUUAUGGUUCAUGUCUUCCCCACUUUCGCAUUGGGGCUGCAAUAUUGGUAUUGGAGAGCAUAGGUAGAGCUUCAUCUGUACGUUAAUGAGUUUUGCAUAGACCUCUCCACUAAAUUCAAGUGUGUUUGUAUAUAUAUAUAGGCGUGUGUGUGUGUGUGUGUGUGUGUGUGUGGGUGUGUGUGCGUGCGUGUGUGUGCGCGCGCGUUUGGACACUUUCUAUGUGUAGAUCUCACAAUUCAUGGCUCUAGGACUAUAUGGGCUACAAGUGCGGUUUAAUCCUUUCCCUGUCAUUACAAUGUUUCACUGAUGCCAAGUGUAGUUAGUAUUGUAGGAAAGCUAAAUGAAACAGAAGGUUGUAUUAGACUAAUUUAGAAGUACUGUUUAUUCUACAUUUAAUACUAUCUUCAGGUGAACGUCCUCAACUGUGUUGUAAUGCUGUGAUCGCACAUAAGGGAACUGUGAGGAAAAGAGAAGUUUUGUAAGGUGAGAAUGUGAAACAGGGUGCCAGUUUUCCUCAAUGUCACCUCUCGUUUUUGUUCAAGGUGCCUUUUUGAUGAACAAUCAUUUGGUUCCAUAAAGCAUGUUAGGAUAUGAACCUUUGCUCUUUAAUUCUGGGCUGGUAAAGUUGUGAAUGUUUAUCUUGCCAGGUGCACUAUAGCUCUAAAAUGUCAAAAGUCAGUGUCCAGAGCCUGCAGAUAUGGUACUGUUGUCCCUAAACUCCUCUUUGAUCGAAGUGAAUUGCACAUUUUUAAUUAAACACCCUAAUGACUCUGGGCUUUGGCAUUUUGAAGGAUAGUUGUGUGUGUGUGUGUGUCCAUGUUCUCUUUGUGUGUGUGUGUGUGUGUGUGUGUGUGUGUGUGUGUGUGUGU